AUGAAGUUACUUCUGCCACUACUAGUGGGCCUUGGCCUGGGUUUUUCAGGAGCAGAGGGCUUUGUGACCCAUGUGGAGAGUAGCUGUAUGCUGGAUGAAGAUGGAUUGGCAAAGGACUUCACAUACUGUGUCUCCUUCAACAAGGCUACGUUAACCUGCUGGGACUCAGAGACUAAAAAGAUGGUUACCGUUGACUAUGGGAUAUUGCAUGGAAUAGCUGAACAGAUUACCAAUGACAUUAAUCGUCAGAGAGCCUUUAUAUCUCGCCUCAGCAAUGGAUUCCAAGACUGUGCCAGUCACACAAAGCCCUUCUGGGGGGCAUUGACCCAGAGGACACGACCACCAUCAGUGCAAGUAGCUCAGGUCACACCAUUCAACACAAGGGAGCCAGUGAUGCUGGCCUGUUAUGUAUGGGGCUUCUAUCCUGCUGAUGUGGCCAUUUCAUGGUUGAAGAAUGGACAGCUUAUUCCACACAGUGGUAUCCAGAGGUCUGUACAGUCCAAUGGGGAUUGGACUUAUCAGACAAGAUCCUACUUGGCCCUUACCCCCUCUACUGGAGAUAUUUACACUUGCCUUGUAAAGCAUAGUGGGACUUCUCAGGCCAUCUUUCAGACUUGGACACCUGGCCUCUCUCCGAAGCAGAUAGUGAAAAUCUCCAUAUCUGUAUUUACUCUGUGCUUUGGUCUCAUCAUCUUCUUCCUUGGUCUGGUUUCCUGCCAAAAAGCUGGCUCCUCUGAUUAUACUGUUCUCUCGGGAUCCAAUUAUCCUGAAGGAAGAAACAUUUCAUAAAGGUUGAUACUGCAGCCUUGGCUUAGUGGAUAGAGCACUGGGCCCCAUGUCAGGAAGAUUGGAAUUCAAAUCUUGCCUUAGACACUA
Gracilinanus agilis (Agile Gracile Mouse Opossum) is the source of this 876-nucleotide messenger RNA. Its product is annotated as HLA class II histocompatibility antigen, DM beta chain. The coding region runs from base 1 to 789 and encodes 262 amino acids. NCBI's taxonomy places the organism in Eukaryota, Metazoa, Chordata, Mammalia, Didelphimorphia, Didelphidae. Gene Ontology annotation, cellular component: MHC class II protein complex; late endosome membrane; lysosomal membrane. Gene Ontology annotation, biological process: immune response; positive regulation of T cell activation; antigen processing and presentation of exogenous peptide antigen via MHC class II. The record is from RefSeq and is a predicted model, not a curated record. Gene Ontology annotation, molecular function: MHC class II protein complex binding. The transcript has 6 exons.